Molecule: messenger RNA, 10242 nt
Organism: Cyprinodon variegatus (sheepshead minnow)
Lineage: Eukaryota; Metazoa; Chordata; Actinopteri; Cyprinodontiformes; Cyprinodontidae
Gene: tenm3
Product: teneurin-3
Exons: 56
Coding region: 159-8633 (2824 amino acids)
Biological process (GO): heterophilic cell-cell adhesion; neuron development; signal transduction
Cellular component (GO): neuron projection; membrane
Molecular function (GO): protein heterodimerization activity; cell adhesion molecule binding; protein homodimerization activity
Source: RefSeq, a predicted model, not a curated record
GCUCCUUCGCUUCUUCUUUGUUAAUCUGCCGCUAAAAGCCUGAAAGAAACGGCUGCAGGCUGAAGGGGACAGAGUUGGUCCGGGUUUAAAGUGGGACAGAAGAGGCAGCGGUCUGAGGACUCCCGCAACAUCUGGCAGUUGUAUAACAGCAUGCCUAUAUGUUUGCCAGCGGACCGAGCAGAAUCAUUAUGGAAGUGAAAGAACGUCGUCCAUACUGCUCACUAACCAAGAGCCGGAAAGACAAGGAGGGCCAAUACACAGGGUCUUCAGGGGACAGUGAGGACUGUGCAAUCAGCUCGCAGGGACUGCGGGUCCCCACUCAGAAGUCUUACUCGUCCAGUGAAACGCUCCGAGCCUUCGACCAGCACCAAGACCAAACCAGGUUACUGUACGGUACCACAAAGGGGCACAAGGAGAUGGUUCAUCGUGAACAGGAGAGCUAUAGCAGACAUGGCCAGCAUUUCAGUCUUCGUCAGCUGGGGAUAUGUGAGCCCCCUCCACGCCGCGGCCUCCCCUUCUGCUCCGACAUUGGCCUUCCCCAUCAUGGAUUUUCAGUGGGCACGGCACAGGAGGUGAACUCGGAGAGCCAGGCGGUGAUGUCACCGGAGCGCGCCAUGCGGCUGUGGGGCCGUGGAGGUCUGGGUAAAACGUCAGGGAGGAGUUCCUGCUUGUCCAGCCGCUCCAACUCGGUGCUGACUCUGACUGACACGGAGCAUGAGAACAAGUCGGACAGCGACAACGGUUCUCCCAUGCCCUCCCCCUCCUGCCCAUCACCUGUCAUUGACCAAUCACAUCCACACUCAAAUCCACAUGACAACCCGCUGUUAGCAGAUGCUGUUGAGCCAGACUCUGAUGAGGAAGAGGAAGAGGAGGAGGAAGAGGAGGAGUAUGCAGCUCGGCUGUACAUACCUGUAACUCAUGAGCAACCGUCCAAUCACCAUGGCUCCACCUUGCCUCCUGUGCCGCCGCCUCACCGCCAGCAGCCCUCAGUGACGGCUCUGAACCAAGCCCUGAGCUCCACGCACCACGCUGGCCAGAACCUGAACUCAACCCGCCAGCUAACUCCUCCUACCGGGAGUCCGGCCCCCGUGGCCGGCCAAUCACCAGCCGAGCUGCAGACCACGCCCCCCGAGAGCGUCCCGCUGCAGGACAGCUGGGUGCUGGGUAGCAAUGUGCCUCUGGAAACAAGGCACUUCCUCUUCAAAACAGGUACAGGCACCACCCCUCUCUUCUCCACAGCCACUCCUGGCUAUACCAUGGCUACAGGCUCCGUGUACUCCCCCCCCACCAGGCCGUUGCCAAGGAACACCCUGUCCCGCUCUGCCUUUAAGUUCAAGAAGUCCUCCAAGUACUGCUCCUGGAGGUGUACAGCCCUCAGUGCAGUUGGUCUGUCGGUCCUUCUCUCUGUCCUGCUCUGCUACUGCAUAGCUAUGCACCUGUUCGGUUUGAACUGGCAGCUUCAGGAGAGUGACAGUUAUGGAGCAUUUGAAAAUGGAGGAGGAGGAGGAAGAGAUACAACUCCCAACACCUUUGUACUGUCUACAGACAAUGGCAAGAUGUUUCUUCUGGAGAACAACACCAUAGAUACAGGAGAGUCAGACGUGGGCAAACGAGUCAUACAAGACGUUCCACCAGGUGUGUUCUGGAGGUCCCAGCUGUACAUUGACCAGCCGCAGUUCCUGAAAUUCAACAUAUCCGUCCAGAAAGACGCCCUGGUUGGGGUGUACGGGCGGAAAGGCCUUCCCCCCUCACACACACAGUAUGAUUUUGUGGAGCUGCUGGACGGUAGUCGCCUCAUUUCCAAAGAUAAACGGUCGAUCAGCGACGCAGACUCCAUGUUUGCACACCUAGCUGGGUUCCACGAGGAGGAGCCUGGAGGAGGCGCUCGGCACACGCGCUCCGUCAGCGUUCUAGAGGCGGGCUUCAUUCACUACCUGGACACAGGAAUCUGGCAUCUGGCGUUUUACAACGAUGGACGGAACACAGAGCAAGUCUCCUACAACACCAUCAUCAUUGAGUCAAUUAUGGAGUGUCCUCAGAAUUGUCACGGAAACGGUGAUUGUCUCUCAGGAAUCUGCCACUGUUUCCCAGGAUUUCUGGGGCCUGACUGCUCUCGAGCCGCCUGCCCGGUGCUGUGCAGCGGGAACGGCCACUACUCCCGCGGCCGCUGCCAGUGCUACAGCGGCUGGAAAGGCACCGAGUGCGACGUGCCGUCCAACCAGUGCAUCGACAUCAACUGUGGAGGACAUGGCAUCUGUAUGAUGGGAGCAUGCAUCUGCAACACGGGGUAUAAAGGAGAUAAUUGUGAUGAAGUGGACUGUAUAGACCCCAGUUGUUCGGCCCAUGGAGUGUGUAUCCACGGGGAAUGUCACUGCCAGCCAGGAUGGGGUGGCGCCAGCUGUGAGAUCGCUAAGGCCUUGUGUCCGGACCAGUGCUCAGGCCAUGGGACCUACAAUGCAGAGACCGGGACGUGUGCAUGUGACCAGAACUGGACGGGACCAGACUGCUCUUUAGAGGUGUGUGAAGUUGACUGCGGAAACCACGGCAUGUGUUACGGCGGCGUGUGUCGCUGCGAGGAGGGCUGGACCGGCAGCGUGUGCGAUCAGAAGGCCUGCCACCCGCUGUGCACCAAGAACGGCGUGUGCAAAGAUGGGAAGUGUGAGUGUGACCAAGGAUGGACGGGCGAGCACUGCAACAUUGCUCACAAUCCGGACAUUAGAGUAAAAGGAUACAAAGAGGGCUGCCCAGGUCUCUGCAACAACAACGGACGGUGCACCCUGGAAGCCAGCGGAUGGCACUGCAUUUGCCAGGCUGGAUGGAGAGGUGCGGGAUGCCACGUCGCCAUGGAAACCCUUUGCACCGACGGCAAGGACAACGAAGGAGACGGCUUGGCGGACUGCAUGGAUCCAGACUGCUGCCUUCAGCCUUCUUGUCAAAACCAAUUAUACUGCAAAGGGUCACCAGACCCCUCUGAGGUUCUCAGCCAGUCUCCGUCUUCGUUGGCUCCCCAGCAGGCUGCCAGAUCUUUCUAUCAGCGCAUUCACUUCCUGGUUGGCCCAGAAUCUACACAUGUCAUUACUGGAGUGUCUCCUUUCAAUAAAAGCUUGGUGUCAAUAAUCCGAGGCCAGGUGCUGACCUCUGAUGGAACGCCUCUGAUCGGGGUCAAUGUGACGUUCGUCCACUACCCGGACCAUGGCUACACCAUAACACGCAAGGACGGCAUGUUUGACCUCCUGGCCAAUGGCGGGGCGUCCCUGACCCUGAGUUUCGAGCGCGCUCCGUUCAUCACUCAGUACCGAACGGUGUGGGUCCCAUGGAACGUCUUCUAUGUGAUGGACACGCUGGUGAUGAAGAAGGAGGAAAACGACAUUCCAAGCUGUGACCUGAGCGGCUUCAUCAGACCCAGUCCGGUCAUCGUCGCCUCACCUCUAUCUACAUUUUUCAGACGUUCCCAUGAUGAGAGCCCCAUCAUACCUGAAACACAGGUUCUCCAAGAAGAAACCUCCAUCCCAGGCAGUGAUCUAAACCUAGUGUACCUCAGCUCCAGGGCUGCAGGGUACAAACCAGUCCUCAAAGUGUCCAUGACGCAAUCAUCCAUUCCUUUCAAUCUGAUGAAGGUUCACCUGAUGGUGGCGGUAGUGGGCCGUCUCUUCCAAAAGUGGUUCCCUGCCCAACCGAAUUUAUCCUACACGUUUAUCUGGGACAAAACCGAUGCCUACGGCCAGCGUGUCUUUGGACUCUCUGAAGCAGUUGUGUCGGUGGGGUUUGAAUACGAGUCGUGCCUGGACCUCAUCCUGUGGGAGAAAAGAACAGCCGUCCUGCAGGGCUAUGAGAUGGAUGCUUCCAACAUGGGGGGAUGGAUGCUGGACAAACAUCACAUCCUGGAUGUGCAAAACGGUAUACUCUACAAAGGCAAUGGUGAGAACGUAUUCAUCUCCCAGCAGCCCCCUGUCAUCAGCAGCAUUAUGGGAAACGGUCGCAGGCGCAGCAUCUCCUGCCCCAGCUGUAACGGACAGGCAGAGGGCAACAAGCUGCUGGCGCCGCUUGCCCUCGCCUGUGGGGCGGAUGGCAGCAUUUUUGUCGGGGACUUUAACUACAUCAGGAGGAUCUACCCUUCUGGGAACGUUAGCAGCGUCAUGGAGCUGAGCAACAACCCUGCACACCGCUACUACUUGGCCACCGACCCAGUAACCGGACAGCUGUACGUGUCCGACACCAACUCCAGGAGAAUUUACCGUCCCAAGAUGCUCAGCGGCGCCCGGGACCUCAACAGUAACGGAGAGGUGGUGGCAGGCACAGGUGAGCAGUGUCCUCCUUUCGACGAGGCCCGAUGCGGCGAUGGGAGGAAAGCAACAGAGGCGCAGCUACUGGGACCAAAAGGCAUCGCCGUGGAUAAGAACGGCCUGAUCUACUUUGUGGACGGAACCAUGAUCCGUAAAGUGGACCGUAACGGAAUCAUCUCCACCGUGCUGGGCAGCAACGACCUGACCUCUGCACGACCUUUGACCUGCGACACCAGCAUGCACAUAAGACAGGUUCGAUUAGAAUGGCCCACAGAUCUAGCCAUCAACCCCAUGGAUAACUCCAUCUACGUCCUGGACAACAAUGUUGUGCUGCAGAUCACUGAAAACAGACAGGUCCGGAUCGUGGCGGGUCGUCCCAUGCACUGCCAGGUUCCUGGCAUAGAGUACACCAUGGGGAAGAGAGCGGUGCAGACCAUGCUGGAGGGAGCAACGGCCAUUGCCCUGUCAUACAACGGCAUCCUCUACAUCGCAGAGACGGAUGAGAAGAAGAUGCACCGCAUUCGACAAGUGUCGACAGAUGGAGAAAUUACCCAUCUUGCUGGUGCACUAUCUGACUGCGACUGUAAGAGUGACGCCAACUGUGACUGCUAUCAGACAGGAGACGGCUAUGCUAAAGACGCCAGGCUUAGCUGUCCCUCCUCUCUGGUGGUGUCACCAGAUGGGACUCUGUACGUAGCAGACCUGGGAAAUAUUCGGAUCCGGGCCAUAAGGCGGAACCAGCCGCGCACCGGUUCUCUGGCUUCAGGACCCAGCUCCUAUGAAGUGGCGUCUCCAGCCUCUCAGGAACUUUACGUGUUCGAUUCAAACGGGACUCACCAGUUCACCAUGUCUCUGAUCACAGGAGACUUUAAAUAUAACUUCAGCUACAGCAAUGAGGAGGAUGUUACCGCGGUGACGGACAGCAGCGGGAACACGCUCCGUAUCCGUAGAGACACCAACAGGAUGCCGGUCCGUGUGGUUGCUCCUGACAAUCAGGUCAUCUGGCUGACGAUUGGGACCAAUGGAGGACUAAAGUCUCUCACAGCUCAGGGUCAGGAGCUGGUUUUAUUUACUUACCAUGGAAACAGCGGCUUGCUGGCCACCAAGAGCAUCCAGAUUGGCUGGACAACUUUCUAUGACUACGACAGCGAGGGUCGCCUGACUAAUGUGACCUUCCCCACGGGAGUGGUCACCAAUCUCCACGGCGACAUGUCUUCAGGAGCCGUGGCGGUGGACAUAGAGACAUCGGGGAGGGAUGAGGAUGUUUCCAUAACAACCAACCUGUCAUCCAUAGACUCCUUUUACACAUUGGUGCAGGACCAGCUUCGAAACAGCUACCAGGUGGGUAACGACCAUUCCCUCAGGGUCAUCUAUGCCAAUGGGAUGGACACGCAUUACCAGACAGAGCCACAUAUACUGGCAGGAGCUGCCAAUCCCACGAUCGCCCGGCGUAACAUGACGCUGCCAGGAGAGAAUGGACAGAAUCUGGUUGAAUGGAGGUUCAGGAAGGAGCAGAACCGAGGGAAGGUCAUCGUGUUCGGGAGGAAGCUGAGGGUAAAUGGAAGGAACUUGCUGUCUGUGGACUACGAUCGCACUCUGCGGACGGAGAAGGUUUAUGACGACCACAGAAAGUUCCUGUUAAAGAUCAUCUAUGACACCCAGGGUCAUCCCACGCUGUGGGUUCCCAGCAGCAAGCUGCUCUCUGUUAACCUGACAUACUCCAGCACGGGGAAGGUGACAGGGCUCCAGAGGGGUCCAACCACAGAGAGGUGGGAGUACGACAAUCAAGGAAGAAUCAUUUCUCGAGUCUUUGCUGAUGGGAAGAUAUGGAGCUACACUUACCUGGAUAAGUCCAUGGUGCUGCUGCUGCACAGCCAGCAUCAGUACAUCUUCGACUACGACUCUGGGAGCCGCCUGUCUGCCGUCACCAUGCCCAGCGUGGCUCGCCACACCAUGCAGACCAUCAGAUCCGUGGGAUACUACCGAAACAUCUACACCCCCCCAGAGAGCAACGCCUCUGUUACUGUGGAUUACUCUGAGGAGGGCCAGCUCCUUAGAGUCGCUCAUCUGGGAACCGGCCGACGGAUUCUUUACAAGUAUCGCAGACAGAAUAAGUUGGCAGAGAUCCUCUAUGACUCUGCACGGGUCAGCUUCACCUACGACGAGACCGCCGGCGUGUUGAAAACCGUCAACCUGCAAAGCGAAGGCUUCAUCUGCUCCAUCCGCUACCGCCAAAUCGGCCCGCUGGUCGAUCGGCAGAUAUUCCGCUUCAGCGAGGACGGGAUGGUGAACGCGCGCUUCGAUUACACCUACGACAACAGCUUCAGGGUCACCAGCAUGCAGGCCGUGAUCAAUGAGACGCCGCUCCCUAUAGAUCUCUACCAGUUCGACGACAUCUCUGGGAAGGUGGAGCAGUUUGGGAAGUUUGGAGUGAUUUACUACGACAUCAAUCAGAUCAUCUCCACAGCAGUCAUGACCUACACCAAGCAUUUUGACCAACAUGGCCGCAUCAAGGAGAUCCAGUAUGAGAUCUUCAGGUCCCUCAUGUACUGGAUCACCAUUCAGUAUGACAACAUGGGCCGGGUCACCAAGCGGGAGAUCAAGAUUGGACCAUUUGCCAACACAACCAAAUAUGGUUACGAGUAUGAUGUGGAUGGGCAGCUGCAGACGGUUUCCCUCAAUGAGAAGUUAAUGUGGAGGUAUAACUAUGACCUGAACGGAAACCUGCACUUACUGAACCCAGGGAACAGCGGGCGACUGACUCCGCUACGCUACGAUCUGAGGGACAGGAUCACUCGUCUGGGAGACGUUCAGUACAGAAUGGAUGAAGAUGGAUUCCUGAGACAGAGAGGAACUGAAAUAUUUGAGUAUAACUCCAAAGGUCUUUUAAUUCGUGUGUACAGUAAAGCAGCCAGCUGGACUAUUCAGUACCGGUAUGAUGGUUUGGGUCGGCGUGUGGCAUCUCGGAACAGUCUGGGCCAGCAUCUGCAGUUUUUCUACGCAGACUUAAACUACCCAACAAGAAUCACCCAUGUCUACAACCACUCCAGCUCUGAGAUCACAUCUUUCUACUACGAUCUGCAGGGUCAUGUGUUUGCCAUGGAAAUCAGCAGCGGGGAUGAGUUUUAUAUCGCGUGCGAUAACACCGGGACUCCGCUGGCUGUCUUCAGUAACAAUGGACUGCUCCUUAAACAGGUUCAGUACACGGCAUACGGCGAGGUUUACUUUGACUCCAACCCUGACUUUGUCCUGGUGAUUGGUUUCCACGGCGGCCUGUAUGAUCCUCUGACACGACUGCUGCAUUUUGGAGACAGAGAUUACGACAUCCCUGCUGGGAGAUGGACCACUCCUGACAUCAGCACGUGGACGCGUGUGGGGAAAGAUCCGCAGCCCUUUAACUUGUAUAUGUUCCGUGGCAACAACCCUGUCAGCAAGAUCCAUCAGGUCAAAGAGUAUGUCACAGAUGUCAACAUCUGGUUGGUCACGUUUGGCUUUCACCUCCAUAACGCCAUCCCAGGAUUCCCCAUUCCCAAAUUUGACCUAACAGAGCCUUCCCUGGAGAUGAAGAAGAGCCAGCUCUGGGAUGACCUGCCUUCUAUCUCAGGUGUGCAGCAGGAAGUGACUCGUCAGUCAUCAGCCUUCCUGUCCUUCGAGCGUAUGCCAGAAAUUGAGCCCAGCAGACGACAUUCUGACCACACCAAGCCUUGGUUAUGGUUCGCCACUGUCAAGUCCCUCAUUGGAAAGGGUGUCAUGUUUGCUGUGGUGCAGGGGCGAGUGGUGACAAAUGCUCUAAACAUCGCCAGCGAGGACUGCAUCAAAGUGUCCGGAGUCCUGAACAAUGCCUUCUACUUGGAGAACUUACAUUUCACGGUGGAGGGAAAAGACACUCACUACUUCAUCAAGACCAGCCUCCCUGAGAACGACCUGAGUGCGCUGCGGCUCACCUCAGGCAAGAAGUCCCUGGAAAAUGGGGUGAAUGUCACAGUGUCUCAGUCUACGACUGUGAUGAACGGGAGAACCCGGCGAUUUGCUGACGUAGAACUACAGUACGGCGCUCUGGUGCUCCAUGUGCGCUACGGAACAACGCUGGACGAAGAGAAAACGCGAAUCUUGGAGCAGGCACGGCAGAGGGCGCUGUCCAGCGCCUGGGCCCGUGAACAACAGCGAGUGAGAGAUGGGGAGGAAGGUGUGAGGCUUUGGACAGAGGGAGAGAAAAGGCAGCUGCUGAGCAGCGGCAAGGUUCAGGGCUACGAUGGCUACUACGUCCUUUCCAUUGAGCAGUACCCUGAACUGGCCGACAGCGCCAACAACAUCCAGUUCCUCCGGCAAAGCGAGAUAGGGAGGAGGUAACACGGCAUGAACAUGCCUGGAUGGUACCACCUCUGACUGUCAAAACUAACACUAAAAGUUCUCUUUUAACACUAAAUGGACGUCACAGCUUGAACUGUCUAAGACUCCAAAACCUGCCCACCGACCCUCCUUAGAUUUUGUCUCUUCAGGUGGUUAAAGUUGACUGCGAAGACUUUUUGAUGAACACCGUUUCAAUCUAACCGACCGGAAACUACAGCUGGGACUGUCGUGGUGAACCGGGGGAAGGUUCUUCAAUGCCCGACUUUUUCUGUUCCCUCUUGUGCUUUUAGACAGGCUGCACGCAUGCCCCUCCAUUCCCCUCCGAUAGGCCCGGCUAAUCUGACUGCCAUGUUUGUGGGCUAUGUACCUGUUAAACAGAGACUUUGGAUUAAUAGAGGGAACGAUAGAGACUGGUUCCGAUAGUCAGCCUGACAUGCAAGCAGCUGUCAGGCGCAUAUCAGCAGCUCCAGACUGUGCAUCCCUAACAGAUGUUGCAGGUAUCGUGUGUCUGAGGGUCCAGAUGGGACCCAUCACUUAGGUUUGAGCCUUGUCUAUAGGAUUUAUUAUUCCAUGGCUGAAGCCAUUGAAUGGAACUGUUGUGGACUCUCUCUAAGAGAGACAGGCACAAAAAAAGGACUGAAAUUUGUACAAGUCAAAAAAAGAGAAAGAAAAUAAGAAUUUUUGUUGUUUGUUUGUAAUUUUUUGGUUUUGAUUUUCUAUAUAAACUUGCAUUUGCUUCGACAAAAAAAGGGAUAUUAAAAUCAACUGAAAAGCGUUUACAUACUAUUACCUACAUGUAUCGCACUAUUACUACUUUACCCCACACCCCCACCACCACAACAGACCAUGAGACGAACUUAACAAAAGCCAAAUGUUGCAUUGUAAUUUUUGUUUUUUCUCCUACUGAUGAGGCGUGAUCUGUUUGGUCAUUUCUACAAGCACUCCUCCUCCUCCUCCUCAUCCCUUGUGCUAGGAGACAGAGCUCUGUGAAGGGCUGGCGUGUGCAGAGGGAGGGGAUCACAGUUCACAGUCUGCGUAGACCAGGAAGACCCAGGAGAGUCCUUUUCUUCUACAAAUUGUGACUCUGCAUCAUAAUGCAUAGACCUUGUGAUUUUGUCAGUCAAAGGUAGUAGUGCUGCUCGCGGUAGAAACUUGUCGUCAUGGCUUGGUUGGGCGGGGGGGCAGUUGGGUUGCUGUAAUUAGCAACAGGCUGUUGCUUCUCUCGUUAAUGUUGCUCGUUUUUUCUUAAAGGGACAGCGCAUCUUCAUGAAUGACACAUAAGUAACAGUAAUAGAUCAGAAAUCGAUGUGGAUGUUUCUCAUUGAUUGUAGGUCUCUGCUCUCUUAGAGAUUUUUUCUGUGUACAUGUCUGUACAAAUGGUUGGAAGGCAACUUUAAACAUGUCUGAAGGGAAACAGAAGUAACAUCGUAUGCUAGGAAGCAUUCUGUUUUUAUUUUGUUUUUCCAGAGACAAGUCGACAGUGUUUUGUUGAUUUAACUUUAUGUUGAAGGUUGAGGAAAUCCAUUUAUCCGUACAUCGAUAUUAGUCUCAGAGAAAGUAAUUUAUGUACAGUGUUUCUACGGUAAAGAAUAAAAAUUAUUAAAACUCC